Messenger RNA from Dreissena polymorpha, 1823 nucleotides. Its product is annotated as ankyrin repeat family A protein 2-like. Lineage: Eukaryota; Metazoa; Mollusca; Bivalvia; Myida; Dreissenidae. Bases 142 to 939 code for a protein of 265 amino acids. Gene Ontology annotation, molecular function: protein binding. The record is from RefSeq and is a predicted model, not a curated record. The transcript is spliced from 8 exons.
CAGCCUUUACAGAGCAGUUACGUCCCUUGUGUACGAUUUUGUCAUUUUAAAUGAGCACAACAUAAUGAACAUUUACUUAGAAAUUUUAUUUCAAAUUUUGCCUUAAAGCAUCAAGUUAUAACCAUAUCAGAGAGUUGUGUAAUGGAAUCGGAUGAAUAUGAAUCUAUGUCUUCGUCUGGAAAUCAGGGCCACAAUGAUAAAUCUACAGCAGAGUCUACAAGAUGUCUCAUGAUUUCACCUAUGAAGAAACUGAGCGCUUUGAGACUCGUCUCACCGAUUGACACAGACCAAGAAUUGAUAGAUUUGGAAGUAGCCUCUGUGUUGGCUGAUGGUGACAAUGUCUCUCCAACAAAGACUAAAUCCCGAGGACCAGCAUCCACCACACCUGGAAGGCCAGGUACUAUAAUGACCAAUGUGCAGAGGGGCAAUGUACAGACUGACACUCCAGUAAUUCAGUCAUUGACAAUUCAUCAAUUAGCUGCCCAAGGGGAGCUCAACAUGUUGAGACAAGAGAUAGAACAAGAUGCUGCAGUUGACAGACUGGAUGACACAGGGUUAUCCCCCCUGCUGUGGGCCUGCGCACAUGGUCAGUACCUGACUGCCAAAUACCUGCUAGACCACCAGGCCAGCCUGGAUAUCAUCGGUAGUCAUGGAGAGAACUGCCUGCUUUUUGCCAGCUGCUUUGGUUACGUUGAUAUUUUGAAGCAUCUCCUGCUGCUGGGAAUGAAUGUGGAUUACACUGAUGAAACCAGUAGUACAGGGUUGAUGUAUGCAGCCUACAACGGCCAUGUGACCUCUGUGACCUUGCUGCUUGAGUAUGGGGCCGACCUGACCUUGGAGAAUGAUGAAGGUCACACGGCCAUGGACCUUGCUGUGGGGCAAGGACACAAACUUGUUCAACAUGCUAUAGAGACCUACAUGCUGUCAAUGUUUGAAUGAAACGGGUCAAAGUCACCAUUAGACUUGAGGUGGUCACAGCUGGCAAUCCAUUAGAAUUGAGAUGGUCACAGCUUGCAAUCUAUGCAAUCCUAGUAGAGCCGACCAGGAGCCUUCUUGGAUUAUUCUCCAGGCCUGAUUCACAGAGUACAGAAAAUGUGCUCUGAAUAUCAUCAGAAAUGGCAUCAAAGAAAGGGUUGCUCAAGUGUCCACAUUUAAAUGAGUUGAGUUUAGUUUAUGAAAAUAAAAAAUUAUGGUUUUGUCAUAUUAGUGUUGUCAAUGAAUACACAUGUUUGUAAAUCGACAUUUUACCCCAAAAAGGGGGUUUUAUGCAUGUGCAUAAAGUGUCGUCUUAGAUUAGCCUGUGCAGUCUGCACAGUCUAAUCAGGGACGACACUUACCGCUUUUAUAUUUUUUAUCGCAAGAAAGUCUCUUCUUAUAAAAAAUCCAGUUUAGGCAGAAAGUGUUGUCCCUGAUUAGCCUGUGCAGACUGUACAGGCUAAUCUGGGACAAUACUUUACACACAUGCAUUAAACCCUCCUUUUCACAGAGCGCAACUAAAUUACAUGUAUAUAAUCCCCAUCACAAAAAUGUGCUGAAUGAAAGAUGAAGUUGAUUGCGGACAUGAUUUUGAGUAUGAAUACAGGUUAAGUCCAGGGCAUAUUUGCGCAUGGUAAUGCAUCACAGUUAAUUGAUAGUAACGAGACUAAAUAUGACAAUUAUAUACACCUCUAGGCUCUUAAUGAAAUGAAAAUAAUGGGUACAUAAUGCAUACUUGUAACUUGUCUGCUAUGUUAAACUUAUUUUGCGCAUUUUCUAAAUGAACAUAAUUUACACGAUGUUCCUUGUUUUCACCUUAUAAUUUAAAAUAAAUAUAUUUAAAGUAA